Messenger RNA from Aspergillus uvarum CBS 121591, 1674 nucleotides. RefSeq names its product pex2/pex10/pex12 family protein. Gene Ontology annotation, molecular function: zinc ion binding. The record is from RefSeq and is a predicted model, not a curated record. Gene Ontology annotation, cellular component: peroxisomal membrane. Bases 88 to 1515 code for a protein of 475 amino acids. Gene Ontology annotation, biological process: protein import into peroxisome matrix. The transcript is spliced from 3 exons. NCBI's taxonomy places the organism in Eukaryota, Fungi, Ascomycota, Eurotiomycetes, Eurotiales, Aspergillaceae.
GGAUAUUGCAAGAUUAUCGACACGAUAUUACGAGACCUGUCUAUUUUUUUACAGAUAAAACCAAGUCAACCCAACAAUGAUCCUGCGAUGAGUUCUACAAACUUCGCCGCUGCUCAAGAGCGGGUUCUCGAACGUCGUCGUCUCCGCGAGGCCGAGGCUCGCUCCAGGCUUGCUGAACAGCAACAAUCCCACCCUUUCAAUCACGCCGCUCUUCAAAAUCUCCCAUAUCCUCUCAACAAACUACCUUCGUCGGGAAUCUCCAUAUGGAAUGCUAUAAGGGGCCGCGAAGGACUAAGACCAGCUUAUCGCGUCGGUCAGGUGGACGCCGAAUUGCUGGAUGAGGAGCUGCUAGGGUUGCUCAAAGGACAAGUUGGAGAUGCAUUGAAGUACUACGGUCCUCAAAUGCGUGAAGAUUGGUCCCACGAGAUCCAAUUCGCUCUUCGUGCGGCCCUGUUCAAGCUUUCGAUCUGGGAUCAUGAUGCCUCAUACGGCGCGGCGUUACAGAAUCUGAGAUACAUUGAUAGUCGAAGCAAAGGGCCUGUUCAUUCGGCUCCCACCAAGUGGCAGAAAUCUCUACAUGGCCUCCUCACCGUUGGCGGUCGCUAUGCUUGGGGCAAGUGGGAAAGUUGGUUAAUAAGCCAAGAAAGUGGCUACGACGAGCCAUCACAAGGAGUACGAAUGCUAUCGCGAAUGACCGACCUCGUCUCCGCCACUCACUCAAUCGCCGCAUUCACCUCGUUCUUGGUAUUCCUGGUCAACGGCCGGUACAGGACACUGGUUGACCGCAUUCUCCGCAUACGCUUGAUGCCGCCGUCUGCACAAGCAAGCCGCGAGGUGUCCUUCGAAUAUCUGAAUCGCCAGCUGGUUUGGCACGCAUUCACGGAGUUUCUCCUGUUUCUCUUGCCACUUGUUGGCAUAAGCCGAUGGCGCCGCUGGCUCUCUAGACUGUGGAAGAAAGUAUUAUCUGCACUCAAAUCAAGUAAUGAAGAUGACGAGGUCGACGGCAAACAAGGAGAGCUUGCAUUCCUUCCAGAACGAACGUGUGCGAUCUGUUACAAGGAGAACAAUCCUGCCGCCGCAACAGAAAGUGACGCCAUUGCAGCCUCGGCGUCAUCUGGAGGGAUCAUUGGAUCUGCUCAGACUGACAUCGCCAACCCGUAUGAGGCAGUUCCUUGUGGUUGUAUAUAUUGCUUUGUAUGCAUCGUACAGAAGCUGGAAGCCGAGGAAGGAGAAGGCUGGAUCUGCCUCCGAUGUGGUGAGGUUGUCAAAAAGUGCAAGCCUUGGAAUGGCGAUGUGCUAGAAGACGCUAGUCCCCAAUCAAGCUCAGGAAAAAUUGUGGGGUUCGCUAUGGAUGGCCUUGCAGACACGGACAGCACCCACGGGGGGGAGGAGUCAGAGCAGCACGCGGACAGGACGACCGCAUCGCCGGAUUCAGCAACAGAUGAAGGGAUGCAUGAGUCUGACCACUGGUCUACAAUUGACAAGGGUUCUAUGGAAAAUCAGGACAACAACUAAUCAAAAAGCACGAAACGAGUGGUUUUCGGUGAGGUAUGAUUUGCCGAGUCCUGCCACAUCUCUGACUACAAUGCGAUCUUCUCACCCUGUUGAGUCUCAUACAUUGAUGACGUAAUUUAGGAUAUUGGCUUGACUACGAUUUAAAGAUACCCAGCAGUU